Messenger RNA from Oncorhynchus masou masou (cherry salmon), 2340 nucleotides. RefSeq names its product zinc finger CCHC domain-containing protein 10-like. The record is from RefSeq and is a predicted model, not a curated record. Gene Ontology annotation, molecular function: nucleic acid binding; zinc ion binding. Lineage: Eukaryota; Metazoa; Chordata; Actinopteri; Salmoniformes; Salmonidae. The transcript is spliced from 4 exons. Bases 28 to 528 code for a protein of 166 amino acids.
GUAGCUAGAUUUCAACCAAAUUGCAACAUGGCGACACCCAUGCACAGAAUUAUUGCCCGUCGGCAAGCGGAGGCAAAUAAACAACAUGUUCGGUGUCAGAAGUGUUUGGAGUUUGGACACUGGACAUAUGAGUGUACUGGCAAACGAAAAUACCUUCACAGGCCAUCAAGGACAACAGAAAUGAAAAAUAAACUGAAAGAAAAUAAAAAUAAACAGGUCAAUGCCACAGGACCAGGAAAGGAAAGCUCCAAUGAGAAAAAAACUAAGAAGAAAAGGUCAAAGGAUGCAAGUGGUGAUGGUGGUAGUAGUAGUAGUAGCAGCAGCAGUGACUCUGACAGCUCUUCCAGUGACUCAUCGUCUGACAGUAGUGACUCCUCAAGCUCUUCGUCGGACGACAGUGACAGCAGUAGUGACAGUUCUGACAGCUCUAGCUCCUCUUCCUCUAGCAGUUCAAGCAGCUCGGCCUCUGAUUCAUCAGAAGGAAGUGAUUCAGAUCAAGGUCCUCCCAAGAAGAAAAAGAAGAAAUGAAAAAGAUUUAUGUAUUGUGUUCCACCAUGACAUUAACCUGAGCUCCACUCUGACCCUCUAGCUGUUCAGGAGUUGUCUUACAAAGCAUACGGUGUAAAUUGUAAUGAACAAGCAGCAGGUUUGCGUAGGUUAUUUUCUAAAUGUAGUCCGUUAGUUACUAGUUAAUUACCUGUCCAAUUGUAAUCCGUAAUGUGAUCUGAUUAGUUUUGGUUACUUUUGGAUUACUUUCUUAAGAGGCAUUUAAAAGGGGGAUCCAUCAAAUGCAUUUCGUGUGUCAUGGUAGUGUUCACAAGUCAGGGACCAGACUCGCUCAAGUGGAACAAACUUAAACUUGCACAUUUUUUUCAAUGCUAAAUUGAAUGUCAUUAGUUAGGUUUCCAUCCAAUUGGCAACAGAUUUUAAUGCCAAUAUUAAAAAAGCUGCAUGAAUAACAUUUCUGCAUUCUCUCAGCAGAGAUCUUUCCAUCAAAUUGACUUUUUGUGGAUAAAAGCCUGUGUGUGAUGACGUAGUGCACAUAAAUUACUCUUGCAGUUAAAUUUUCAUGUACCGAAUAGAAAAUACAAGUUAGAUUGAUUUCCGUUGAAUUUUCAACUCGUCUGAUAGUUUUGUCAGAAACAAUAUUGAGUUAUAUAGCGAAUGUGCGCUCUAGACAAGAGCUCGCAGAUAGAGUUCAGGUGUAGCCUAUAUGAUGAGACUAUUAUGGACAAAAGAGCGAGUUUAUUUUAAUUUGUCAAACGGCAAUCAAACAUCGGUCGUCAUGUCACCAGAAUAACACCCUUAAUAUUUAUUGAAAGGAGCAACAAGCUCAUCACCUUGUACUUUCACCACCCUGUGAAGUUCAUCACACAUUUAAAAAAAGUAACCCCCCCCCCCCUUGUCUAGCGUAUUUAGCUUUGUUGACAUUUUGGAAGUUUAUUGACAAAUUUGCUGUUUACAUGAGCCUGUCGUGACUUUUUUUUUGGUACUUUACUGGAAACCUGCUUUGUGAGAAUAGAAAGGUGUCAACGUCCUUUCAGAAUUUAAAAGUAAUCCAAGAAGAUAUCUAGUUUUUCAAAAGGAUCUGUAAUCUAGUUACAAUAUGUUUGCUGGUAAUGUAACUGAUUGGUUAAAUUGUUUUUAAAUUAAGAUUGCAUUUAACUGACUACAUGUAAUCUGUUACUCCCCAACCCUGACAAACAGUGAGGAAUUUUGUAUUUACCAGAAUGUCUUCUCUCUCCUGCAUUUCUCCCUUGUACAGUCAGUGAAGACGUGUGGUCAUAUCUCAACUUAGUUUCAAAUCAGUUUGAUAAUUGGUCUAGAUUUAAAAAUGUGCAUUUUACAUAACCUGCUGUACUUCCUUCUAUUGCUUUUGAGUGACACUUCAAAUGUGCAGUUAUGUAGCUGCUGAAAGAUAUGUAAUGCGUAAUUUGGAGGGCCUGCAGCAUUAGAUGCAUUGGCCCUUUUCACACUAUCAUGCUAACCAGAACUGUACUGUACUGGCUCAGACAUUUUCUUUUCAUGUUGUUUUUCUCCCAGUACAAUUCCCGAAACAACCAGCCCAGUACAACUUGGAUCUGGUUGUAGUGUGAACUGUGUUAUUGAUUAUUUUUAUUAUUAAAACAUGUUUUACCCCCAGAUGAUUAUAAACAGAAAAAUGUUAUUGACUGAUAAACUGCCAUUUUAGGAAUUUAGCAUGGACUCUGUUUGGCACAGCCAAACGGUGAUCAUGCCAAUGAAUCCCCCUGCCCUCCUGUUAGUUGUGCUUUUGAUUUGUUUGUUACCUAGUGCCACAUCCUUUAUUCAUGUUUGAAUAAAUUGGCAGUUGCAAGUGUC